AUGACGUAUACAUAUAAAAAUACCGAAACCCCAUUUCAUGAAAUAGUAUUAACCAUAAAGGAACGGAUCGAAAAACAUGAUAUAAGUAAAUGGGAAAAUAUUCCCAAGCCCGAAGAUGAGCACAAAUACAAUGAAUAUUUUGAGAAUUUCCUUAAGAAAGAAGAUGAAACGAAUCCUGAAACAUACCAAAAAAACAUAGCAGAAGAAGACUGUAAUCACGAUGAAAAUGAAACAAAUGAUAAAAUACCAUACCAUUAUAAUAUAAACAAUGAUUUUUUUGAUAAUAUAAAUAAUAGGGAAAGGUUUUAUUUUUUAUUAAAUAUAAAGGAUAUGAUGGAAACUACUUGGUUACUUGUGCAAAAAAGGUUAGAAGGUAUUGAUUUAGAAGAAUCUUCAGAACCAGUAAAUGUACAAGAAUUAAUAAAAUAUUCAAAACAAAUAUCAGAUACUACAUGUGCACCACCUGAAUGCAAUAAUAUAAAUGAUAGCCUAAUUCAUCAUGAAUAUUAUCCAAAUUAUCAUUUUUUAAAUUUUGUCAAUAUUGAAGAAAUCCAUUUAUCGAAAUUAUUUCAACUACAAAAAUAUAGUAAAGUAUGUUUUCCUCCUAUUAUUACAGUAAGAGAAGAUGCCAAUAAUAACAAUAGGAUAAUUAUUGAUAUUACAUGUUCAACACCAAAGACUACAAUAUAUUAUAAAAUAAAUGAUGAUAUAAAAGAGACCAUAUAUGAUGCUGAUAAUAAGCCAAUCAUUAAUAAAAAGAAGAAAAUAUAUAUAUAUGCUUGGUCAAUAAUACCAGGGUAUAUGAAAUCGAGAGUUUCGUGUAUUUCUAAAACAUAUUUAGUUGACGAACAAAAUGAUACCCUAACACAAGACGGUAUUGAUAAUGAGCAAUCACAACAUUCUUUGGAUUCUUCUAAAGCUAAAAAAGCUCCUGAAAAAUCUGGUAAAACUACAAAUGUAUUUAAAAGCUUAGGAUUUUUAUUAAGCAGGAAAAAAGAAGCAGCUUCAGAUAACUCAUCCGAUGAAAAAUCAUCUUCAAAUUAA
Messenger RNA from Plasmodium vinckei vinckei, 1044 nucleotides. RefSeq names its product conserved Plasmodium protein, unknown function. The record is from RefSeq and is a predicted model, not a curated record. The transcript has a single exon. Bases 1 to 1044 code for a protein of 347 amino acids. Lineage: Eukaryota; Apicomplexa; Aconoidasida; Haemosporida; Plasmodiidae.